GAGAGUUUGGGAUCCCGGAGUUAGGUCCAGGGGCGGGGCGAAUAAGGGGUCAGCCAAGAGUAUUGGUCCAAGACCCACAAAUACAUCAGGAUUUUCCCUCCUCCGUCAGCCUCCUAAGCCCCAAUGAGGUCAUAGCGAUGAGAGAGAAUCAGAUCAAGAGAGAGGGGGAGGAAGAGGACGACGACGGAGAAAAAAACCCAGACGGAAAGAGGCCAUCAGACAAGGUCGCGUUUUCUGGCGAUACAGCAAGUGCGAGAAAUGUGGUGCUGAACACCAUCCACCUGCUCUGCCUGGAGACCUAGGGAUUCACAGAAGCACUUUGCGAUGCCAGGAAAACAAAGGAGGGGAGGCAAGAGGACUGGCGGAGAGGGGUUGUGAGCAGUCCCCCUUUAUCUCUAGGAAGCCAAGCUCUGUUCUUCCACUGGGAAAGAGGAGGGAGCCUGAAAGGUGCAGGAAGCUCCUGGGAGCGCAGAACCCAGACGCGGCAGAACUCGGGACAGCGCCUUGAAGCUGCUAGGGCUCACAUCCAGUCUGCUCUUCAGUGCCCGGCUCCCCGGUGUUGGCUUCUGGACUCCCACCCACCGCCAGCAGUUCCUGUGUGAACGUGCCAGGGACUGAAGCAGCCCUUUCUCCUCUGGCCUGGCCACGGAAAUGGUUCUCUGGUUCUGGAAAUCCAGACCUUUUGGAUAAUGUUUUGUUGGUGAAGAGAGAAAAGUUUGAGGAUUUGGACUGUGGUAGGGGGUGGAAGGGGCUAAGGAGGACUUCGGAAGAAAGAAGGUGGAUGAUUGGCUUCUUUCUCUGAGCUGGAAGGAAUGAUGACCCAAGGAGGAUGUGCACCAGCAGCCAGAUUAUUGGGAGCCUCUUGGUGCUCUCUGUGCUGGAGAUAGGGCUCGGAGUGUCCAGCGUGGCUGUGGGAGCAGUCAGCUUCAGCCUGGCCCUCCGAGAGCACACACCGCAGCUCGGAGACUCGUCCCCGGUAUGGAGCGGGGUGUGUUUUCUUCUUUGUGGCAUAUGUGGAAUACUGUGCGCCAAAAAAAAAUCUGGACUUGUUAUGAUCCUCUUUUCAGCCUGUUGUAUCUGUGGACUCAUUGGAGGCAUCCUGAAUUUUCAGUUUCUUCGGGCAGUCACAAAGAAGACCUCAUCCUUGUACCCACUACACCUUGCUUCCAUGUCUUUGGCGUGUAUUGGCAUUGGGGGCUGCACUCUGUCCUCCUGGCUAACUUGUCGUCUAGCCAGCUAUGAGCAAAGGAGAAUGUUCUCGGAAAGGGAACAUUCCCUGCAUCACUCUCAUGAAAUGGCUGAGAAAAGAUUGAGGGCUAUUGAAAUAACCGACUUGCCCAGCUGCCCGGUGGUGCCCCCGACACCGGAGUUACCUACAAGGAAAUGACAGACAACAUGAGCAAUGGAGGACCACAGCUGAUAAUUAAUGGAAGAGUACAAUCAAUGUUUUAAAGAACUGAACAUUUUCCAGGUUGUUUAUGAGGCAGGAGAGGCUGAAGGCCUGAGAGCUGCAGUUAAAAUGUUUCUUGCAUUUGCUGUUAUUUCCCCCAAGAAUCCACUAAAAUUUUACCUUCUCAAUUUUUGCCUCACUUAUCCUCUAGCCUUUUCUAUAGGGUGAAAACUUUCCAGGAACAUUGUAGCUUUAGUCUUCUCAGCAGACUGAAACAUUUUUGUAAAGAAGACUCUUUCAGAACAAUAAAUGCAACAGCAGUGAUAAAUACUGUAUACAAACAACAUUUGACUAGCAUGAGCUUUAGAAUUGUAAUUGCAUAUUUAAUGAAUAGUUCAAAGGUAAACACAUCAAAAGCUAAUAACGUAUUCAUGUCUUUGUUUUGAAAGACAAAUGACUUCAAGUAUGCUAAAAAUCAAAACCUCAGUAAUGCCUUGUUGUAACAACAUUGCAAUUAAUUUCAAUUUGUGAAUGAACUAUAUUUCAUAGUUUAUUUGUAAAUUACAAAAUACAGCAUCAAUGGUGAUUUUUUAGAGAAAAAUAUGAUUCUGUAUGAUAUUUUUGCACUUUUCCACAAGUGAAAAAUUACAAGUGAUAUUAUGUAAGGAAAACAAAUGUUUUCAUUAUGCUGUGCAGAUUGAUCUGCAUGUCCAUACAUAGGUGUAUAUAUACUGUAAAUAUAGAAAAUACACACAGCAUAUAUUUAUAGCUACAUGAAUGUAAAUAGAUAAUAGGAAAAAUUGUGAUGGUAUAGGUAUUCUACCAGUUAUGGGAAGGCCAUUGCUCAAAGAUUUCUAAGCCCACAAGGUCACAUAGUUAAUUUCUACUCUAUUUGUCCAUUUCCUUCUUUUUCUUAAAUCUAUUGUGUGUAGAUAGAAUUAUGACUUACAUAUAUGAAUCUGUAUGAUAUUUUUGCACUUUUCCACAAGUGAAAAAUUACAAGUGAUAUUAUGUAAGGAUGUAAUCAUGAAUACUGAAGUAUAAAUAUAAAUUACUUAGUUGUUGGGUAUUGUACUGUGAUUAUGGUGUUUAUGUAAAAGUAAUCGUUAUUAUUGAUUUAUAAAUAUCACUUCAAUCAUGUAAGUCUCUAUAAACAAAAAUAUUAUUUAGGAUUAUUCUGGAUAUGAUUAUUUCAAAUAACUUUCAGCCAAAUUAAAUUGUAUAGAAGGGAAGAUGAUUUACCACUCUAAGUGAAGUUACUAGCUUUGCUAUAUUUUAUUUCAAUGGCUUGUGUCCUUUGAUGAUUAACAUGAAAUAAUACAGAAAGAUCAUGUUUGGGAAGUAUAUAUAUUCAAAACAUCUGAGAGAGUUCUCAGUAGAAGGAAACUAAAAGAUAAGCUAACAUUCAUAUAGCUAGAUUCAAUCCUUCUCUUCCACAAUGGAAUAUUAAAAUAGCAGCUAACAAUAUGUAUAAAUGAGUAAAUAGCAUGGACUUUGAGAUAUUUCUGAAAAUUAAUCUCUGACAACAUAUAAAGUAAUAUUUUUAAAUGAGUAACACUACAUUAUAUAUUUUUACUACUUCCCAAAACUAAACAAAUUUCAACUCAUUUUUAUGAGUUAUUCAAUCACAGGUAAAUUGAUAUCUUUAGUACUCAGUAUGAGAACACAUUAUAAUCACAAGCAAGACAUUUUUCAUUGUGCUAACAAAACAGCAAUAAUUUGGCCUAAGGGUACCAUGAGCCUUUGACAAAGUCAUCAUUCAAUCUGUUGAGAUAAACUUUUUAGAAAAUUAUGGCUGAACAGAAAUAGCUGACCCCUACUUGGUUUUGGUAUAAGUUUUGACUCCUCCAUUUGUUUGGAUACUUCAUCAUCUGGUAUAUUACAAAUAGUGUCCAUAGAUUUAAUCUCAAAUAAUGAAUAAGCAUCAUCACUAUUCACUUCAUGCCACACAUAGGCAUGAUAAUUGCCACUAAAUAUCUAAACUGUAAAAUGUAGAAAUCUCGUGUAUAUAUGGUUGUACCAAAUUGAUGCAGGAAGUAGCUUCAUUGUUAAAGAAGAAACCACUGACUCUAAUUUGUGGUAGCAUUUCUCUGUAGAUAUGUUGUAAAAUACAGAAUCAAAAUACAUCAACACAUUUAAUACCUUUUGAAUUUAUUUUUAAAAGCACAGAUUAAAAGACAAAAGUAGGCUAUCAGUGCUUUGAAACACAGUUAAAAAGAGAAGCAAUUUCUUCAGUUAUCUAAAUAGUUUACAGUGUGUAUGUAAUCAAUUCUAGACACAUCUUUAACUGUAAUUAUUUCAACCCAGUGUUUUCUUGACUCAAAUUGGAGUGAUUUAUUCUUGAGAGAAAUGGGGGAAGUUAAGAAAUUAUGCAAGUAAAUGAAAUUUUAAUUUUGAAAACAAACAGACAAGGAAUCAAAAAUGUUAGUGCCUACAUCAUAGUUUUAGUACAUACCUACCCUUGAGGAAAUAUAAUGUGAUACUAAAUUAGGAAAUAAAUGUGAAAUUGGUGUGGAGUAUGUUUUAUAUGCAAAAAACAGAAGUCACUUAUUGGAGAAUUUAAAAUAUAUUUGUAUGUGUAUAUGUGUGCAAUACACAUACAACUGUGUUUAAAGUGGAAUGUUGUAUGAUGACUCCUGAUAUUUAUGUAAUAAAACCAUGUACUUUGAAACUA
Molecule: messenger RNA, 4064 nt
Organism: Peromyscus maniculatus bairdii (prairie deer mouse)
Lineage: Eukaryota; Metazoa; Chordata; Mammalia; Rodentia; Cricetidae
Gene: Tmem196
Product: transmembrane protein 196
Source: RefSeq, a predicted model, not a curated record